AUGGGUGACACACGUCCAAAUCGCUUCGCUGCCAUUUUCCAGCAGCUCGCCAUUGCAGCCCCGCCAAACACCAAGUCCGCAGUCAUCAACUAUGCCGAAUUUGCCAACGCGAUUGCUUCCUGGUCGAGCAAGUGGCGCGAGAAGGGGCAGGUCGACAAGAACAGUGUUUACAACCGCCUGCGGCCGAAUCUUGAGCGUACCAUGUCGCUCGGUUUAAAUAGCGAGGCUAAAGCCAAAGACUCAUCAUCGACACCAUCAGGAGAGUCGCAGCUCCUGGCUUUGGCCGAAUCGGAACCAGUUGAUGUCAUCAUCUUGCUUGCGUCGUGCGUUCAAUACGACCAAAUCACAAGCCUCCUCGAAUUGAGUGUGUCGUCUCCAAAGGCCAUGGUCUCUGCUCUAUCCGCGAUUCUCGACCAAGACCAGCAGCUCCGAAGCAUUCUCCUCGGCAACAGCAUUGAAAAGAUGGCUACCAAGUUGUUGAAGGAUGAGGCUGGAACUCCCUUGGAAAAGAGGCUGACCCUGUUCCAUCAAGGUAUUGCCCUUGCUCGGGCGAAGCCUCUCUCGGUGGUGACCUCCCCAGCAACUGCACCGCAAGGUGCCCUCCCGCAAGCUGUCGUUCAGCACUCUGCCAGUCCAACCAUUUCUCUCUUCUGGAUUGGCAUCCCAGAUGAGACCGAGAUCCUACACCAGUCGACCACCGGCAUUCCAGUCUCCCCCCGGGUGGCCAGUGCCCUCAACGACAUGGACAUGAAGGUACUCCUCCAACCCGAACUUGUCGACCAGCUCGAAAAGAGCCUUGGGCUGGCUUUUAUUGGGCCGGAGCAGUCCUGCCCCGGCAAAACUGAUCUCGACGAAGGGAGAUGGCUUCACCAAAGCAUUGUUACGCUGAUGUUCAUGCUGAACUCCCCAAACUGCCCUUUUCGGUUGGAACGGGCUUUAUCAUGGCAAGGGCUUGAUCUAUCUAAAUUCGAAGAUCUUCUGCUCGGCAGCCAGAGCAACCAACCAUCCAGCAGCCAGCACCAACCAAAGACACUUGUCUUCCUGUCUCGGACCGGAUACCCUUCGGAAAAGGCUCUCUCGCUGCAGGCUUUUUACAGCAGGAUGCGCCUCAUCUCAGCAGUGCAUGGAAAUUUGGAGGUAUGUCCGCCAGAGGAGGAAUUCCUCUUCAAGGAGGACAAGGGAGAUCCACCCGACGACGGCAGCAGUCUAGACGACAACAGCGGCAAGGGCACCUUUGCAGCCGCCAUCCAGUUCCCCCACAGCUUCCACAUCGUCAAGCAAAUGUCAAACAACCCCGACCCCAGUGGCACUGGCACCACCAAGAAAUUCGUCCCCGCCCUCCGCGACUUCGGCGAGCUGUGCGUCUUCGUCCGCGGGCCUGGCCCCGCCACCAGCAGGAUAAUCAUCAUCGUGCGCGUCAAGCCCAACGACAACGACAUAUCCGGCCGCAGCCCCGGACCGGAGAUCACCUUCCAGCAGCUGCGGCCGUCCGACUUCCACUGGCUGGCCACGCCCGACGAGCGAGCCGCCAAGUACGAUGAGCUGUGCCGCUUUGCGGUCUACGUGAUGAUGGGCUGGUGGUAUACUGCUGGGUACUACUCGUAUGCUACGCUGGCGCCGCCGUGGUUGGAUGUUUGUGCCAUGGGUCUUUAUGCAACAUCUCGGGGAUCCUCGGGGGAUUCCCAGAUGCCGGGGCAUGCCGGGGCUACUCAAGCAAACGACCGGGAAAAAGCACAGACCCCCGGAGUAGCCGGUCCCGGGCCAGAAUUGUACGAUUUUAACCGCUGGCAUCGUACAAUUCUAGCUGUUGGCAUCGUUGGAAUCGCUCGAUUCAUCCUCCUGUUGGAAUCGUACGACAACUCCUAUAAAUUUUUCGUCUAA
Messenger RNA from Phialemonium atrogriseum, 1881 nucleotides. RefSeq lists its product as uncharacterized. NCBI's taxonomy places the organism in Eukaryota, Fungi, Ascomycota, Sordariomycetes, Cephalothecales, Cephalothecaceae. The transcript is spliced from 8 exons. The coding region runs from base 1 to 1881 and encodes 626 amino acids. The record is from RefSeq and is a predicted model, not a curated record.